GUGCAAUAUCUUGCAAUGAAGUGCUCGUCUGACUCACUUGCAGGCCCACGGGUUGCACUGGGCAGGCGGGCUCCGGUGACGGGCGGGGCGCGGCGCUUCUACUGUGACCUGUGCACGUACUCCACCGUGUUCCGUCGCAACCUGACUGUGCACCGGCGCACCCACACCGGCGAAAAGCCGUACUCGUGCCGAUGCUGCGCCCGCCGCUUCACUCACAAGAGUGGCCUCAACCGCCACAUGCGCACCCAUGGCGACCAGCCCCGACACGAGUGCCCGCACUGUGCCAAGACCUUUGCCCAGGGCAAGCACCUGGCGGCACACCUGCGCUGCAGUCACGGCAUCACGGCAGCUGUUGCCGAGGCCAGUGUGGCCGAGCAGGACCAGCCAAUGAGCUGUCCUCUGUGCCAGCUCACGUUUGUGGGCAAGAAGGCACUCAUGCAACACCUGCAGCGUCACGUUUCCAGCGAUGGCCAGGUGCUCUACCCGUGUGCCAGCUGCGAGCAAGUGUUCACCGAGUCCUCGAGCCUCGAGCAGCACGUGAACGAGGAGCACCCGUCCGACACUGUCUCUUUGCCAGCCAGCGAGGAAGAUGAAGACGACAGUCUGCUGGGGCUGGCUUGAAAGUCGGCAGCGCUACUGCAUCAGCAGCUGCCAGCCUUGGAAAACUACAGCCAGCAUAUGUAUGGUUUUUCUUAUGUGUGCUGGGAACGAGUCUAUGUCACAAGUCCGUCAAUUUGCUUGCUGCCAUGUGAUUAGUAUGUCACUAUGUGCCAUUUACAUAAAUGUGUGAAUGCACCGGACAGUUCAAGUCGGACAUGAUUGUGCUUCAAAAUGCUUUCUGCUUGAAAGCACUUCUCUAGAGUGUUGCAUGUAGGAAAGGAAUAAUUUGCCGUACUCAUUUCAAAAGUCGUCAGCUAGUAUACUGCUUUAAUGCUGUUCAUUGUAGGUUUGGCACUUGCUUCACUUGCUCUGGUUUAGAAGGGGCUUUUUUGCAUGUGCAGACAAUGACAGUGACCAGGAGCUUUGCCAAACGUGAAAGACGUUAAUCAUGUCGAUAAAAGCAGAGUUGCCUUGUUUCACAUCUGGUGAAUUCCAGUGGGCAUAGUGGCACGGCUUUAAAAGUUCCACUUGUGCCAAGCACGAUCAAAUGAUGGCAGAGAACGAUGAAAUAUGGAAAUUCGCAGGCAUAACUUGGAAUUGCCUAGUGCGAGGCGGAAAUAGUUCAGUUUGCACAGGGGUAUUUCAUACCCUUGAAAUUAGGAAGUAUGUUUUUCAUAAAAGCCCUAGAAUUAUUGUUUCUCCUUGAAAAUGUUUGAAUUUCUUGAAUGAUACCCCAGGAAAGGGGUUUCAAGACUAUCGUUUCCAUUCACCAUGGUGCAUCAGCACAGACCUGGCAAAUUUCCAAUUUUAAAAGCAAUGCUACAAUCUAACUCGGAGGUAUCAUAUCUGGAUAAGAUCACAAAAUAGCUUCAUAUCACAAAUAGAUUCAGUAUCAUACACUCUAAAAUUUUGGGCGUCUUUUGGGCGUCUUCAGCCAGAUGACAAUAAUCGUCAUCUGGCUUGCUUGCAUUUCCUUUCAUGAAAACUGGGCACUUGCCACUUGUCUGUCGUGAAUGCUAUGAUAUGCUGAUAGCACGCCGGCUAAAGUGCUGCGCACACAGCAAAAGCGCGAGGAAUGGCAUGCGAUAUUGUUAUGAGACAAAAAGGCACUGAAAAUUGUGUAGCUGUAACGCACACAGGUGCUAUGCCUCCUAUUUGUAUACUUUCAAUGAAACAGUGCGUUGGCAGACAAUGGACAAGGAGAGUGCACAGGACAUGUGCCUGGUCUCUUAUAUAAGGUGGCUGUAAAGAUGUGUAACAUAAAGAUGUGAGAUGUGAUGAGAAAGCGUUUCAAAAGAAAUGUUGCAUAUGAGUAGAAGAUUUUUGGAAUUUCUAAAUUUCUAUCUGGUUUGACCGCAGUAUUUUGGCUCAAUAACCUGUAUAGUUAAGAGUGGAGGGGGGGGGGGGGCUGCAACAGUUCCUGUGUAGUGCCAGCUCUAAGUGAGAGAUAUCUUAGCUAUGUUAGUAAGAAUCUGGACGGAUCUUUGGAGGGGAUGCACUUACGUAUGUUCCGCUAUGUUGACGAUUUUGUUUAUUCUGUCAGCAAACACUGGUUUCAAGGUAGUCCCGGAGGCCUUUAAGCAAGCUGAGUGUAGGCUAACCUUCACCCAUGAACUCCCAAACAACAUGGAGAUCCAGUUUCUGGAUGUGAAGCUAAUGUUCCAGGCAGACCACAUUAGCUGGACCUAGGUCAAUGAAACCCUUGAUUCUUGCAGAAUUGCUGGGCAGUGAAAAUGGUGAAAUGGAAAUGCUCGGCCCCAGUUCAAGUCAGAACUCUUCACCUGAUAAUCCAGCAGAUGAUCAUCCACAGGAGAUACAAGGUGUGAGCACUUCCAAUCCCCAAACUUCUGACCAGUGUGGGCAAGCAGCUGUGCAGCCAACAACACGCAGCAAGGGUGUGCAGGCAGAUGUAAAGAAAAGCACAGCUUCGCACUCCACCCAAACAAAGCCUCCGACCAUUUAAAUAGGCCACAAGAACACCCCAAAACGCAAACAUCUGGCCAAGAAAGGAGAAUUUUCUUUGUUCAAGAAAAGUGCCUGCAUGACCUUCUGAAU
Molecule: messenger RNA, 2655 nt
Organism: Rhipicephalus sanguineus (brown dog tick)
Lineage: Eukaryota; Metazoa; Arthropoda; Arachnida; Ixodida; Ixodidae
Product: zinc finger protein 358
Exons: 4
Coding region: 16-621 (201 amino acids)
Biological process (GO): regulation of transcription by RNA polymerase II
Molecular function (GO): DNA-binding transcription factor activity; RNA polymerase II cis-regulatory region sequence-specific DNA binding
Source: RefSeq, a predicted model, not a curated record